CGUCUGCUGGCGCCUCUCCAUUUCACUGCUGAUCUCUGUCGGCUGCUAGCAACGCAGAUUUCCAGUGCGCGUGGUCCCAUCCUCUGGGAAAAAUGAUUGAAUUUUCAAAAACGGUUGCACUUCGUUGUAUUUCAUGUGCUAAUAGAGAUCUAGGUUACCGUUUUUACUGAAAAUGUGACGGACAACUCUUGAAUGCUUUUUACAAGCGAGCGCAGACGACAGAAGAAUAGAGUUCGAAACCUAGCGUUCGGUCCAUCGCAAGUUCGCAGCCAAUGCCUCUACGCUUUGUUAGGAUUGCUCUGCAAAAUGGCCUUGCUUAGUGAGCCAUGUCUAAGAAGAGGAUGGUUCAUCGGCUGUCUUUCCCUUACAGCGCUGAUCUUCACACUACCGAUGUUGUCUGUCAGAGGUGACGUGGUGGAAUUGUUUGUCACCAACGGAACCGAUGUUCUUAGGAUUGACAAAGAAACCAAGACCCACGAGUCGCUAUACCACCAGCCUGGAGGGCGCAUCGUCGGCCUGGCUGCAGACACGGACGAUGGUGUUCUUUUCUGGUCCGACAUCAGCGAACAGUACCGCGCGAUAUACAAGUCCUGGACUGACGGCAAUGGCGUCCAGAUCAUUAUCACAGGCGUCGUUGAGUGCAACGGUUUGUCGGUGGACUGGAUAUCUAACCACAUCUAUUGGACGGAUGCUGGCAAGCUGACAGUGGAGAUCGCUAACUACGACGGCAGUGGGCGCCGAAUACUCAUUGGCUACAACCUGCAGAUUCCUCGCGGAAUAGUCGUGGAUCCAGUAUUUGGGUAUGUGUUUUGGGCUGAUCAAGGCACAGGAAAGAUUGAAAGAGCAGGGCUUGAUGGAAACGAUCGCCGCACUUUGAUAGAGAAAGACAUCUAUUGGCCAAAUCAGUUGGCAGUUAGCUAUCCUACAAGGCGGCUUUACUGGGUGGAUGCCAAGAAGAAGAACAUUGCAUCUUGUGAUAUUGAUGGAGGUGACAUUACAGUUGAGCGGGACUUGUCGAGCACCACAACAGCUUUUGGUCUGGUGGUCAUUGGCAAUAAAGCCAUCAUCAGCACUUGGUUCACUGCCAAGAUUCUGUCAGCCUAUGUGGCAACACGAAAUGCUCUGUGGACAGAAGAACUCUCUCUUCCAGGCAGUUCCGAGCUCUUCAGCCUUGUUGCCACAGCACCCUCCAUGCAGCCACCCAGUUUUCACCCAUGUGGCCAGGAGGAUAAAGGUGGCUGUAGUCAUUUAUGUCUGCCUACACGGGGAACAUCAUACCGUUGUGCCUGUCCCUCCUAUGGCGGACAUACACUUAGCUUCAGUGCCAAGAGCUGUGAAGCACCCAGUGAGCUGCUAUUCUUCACACUUAAGGAAUCUGGUGAAGUGGGCUUCAUUUCUCUAACGGGAGCCCAGUCACAUGACCUGACACUUGCUGGUCGUAGCAAGCAUCCCUCAGCAGUCACCUAUGAUCCUAUAGAACAGGUGGUGUACUGGAGUGAUGUGAAGGAGUAUGUGAUCUACAGAGCCAGCCUUGCUGGGGGGGAAAGGGAGAUGUUUCUUAACAGCAGCCAUGGCAUUGGGAUUGUUGACGGAUUGGCACUUGACUGGGUUGCUCGUAGACUUUACUUCACUAACAUGGGGCACUCAGAGCCAGGUCUGGAUGGAGCCGUGUACUCAUGGCACCGAAUAGAGAUGAUCUCUUUGCUCAAAGACCAGCGAAAGACAGUCAUCACUAGUGUUGAAAGACCAAGAGGGCUUGAUAUGGACAUUGAAAAUGGGCUGCUCUUCUAUGGAGACUGGGGUCGUGAACCCAAGAUUGUCCAGACAUUUCUGGAUGGCUCACACAGUGAGACCAUCCGAGUUGAAGGCCUAAGCAAUCCAAAUGGUCUGGCCUUCCAGAAUGGGCAGCUGUUUGUGGCCGACUCCAACUUCAACAACCGCACAGGUGGGCCUCACCUGAUGCUGUACAACGUGAGCAGAAAACAAUGGCAGGAGCUAAAACUUAGUUCUAGCCUUACUCUACCAAUGGGUGUGGCGGUGAGAGGCCACACUCUCUACUAUUCUGACUGGACUUCAAUGGAGCCUGGUGUAGUUGGCUACAUUAAAUCGUAUGAUUUCCGUUUUGGUGUGGAGAACAAUGUCAUACUGAUGGGACAUCAGCCCACAGGUCUUCACUAUUCUCCCUUGGCUCGAAAACAUCAAGAUUCCAUCAAUGGAACAUGUGAAAAAGCUUCAUGUAGUCAUGCAUGUGUACGAAUCCCAUCGACUCCUUCCAAGCCUUUCAAAUGCCUCUGCCCAGACCAAUCAACUAAAAUCCUUUCCAGUAAUUAUGCCACAUGUGACCGACCAGAAAAUUUCUUGUUGUUUGCGGACUUAAAUACACUGCAGCUGGUUUCUUUGGAUGAAGAUACAGAAGCAACACCUCAUGUAUUAUUGUAUGACCACAUUGCCAGCAACUUUGUGGCCUUGACUUACUGUGAGACCACAGACACCAUCUACUGGAGUGACUUAACCAGGAAACGAAUUUAUGGAUCACCUUUCAACGACAUUGCUCCACAUGAAGUUUUCAGUGGUGAUCUUUUCAUGGAUGGUCUGGCAGUGGACACAGACAGACAACGCUUGUACUGGACAGGGUAUGACAAUUCUGGUUUGGGAAUAAUAGCCCGCAUCAAUCUACAGCAUCAUGUCACAGAAUAUCACACAGUGAUAUCCAACCUGCACAAUCCACGUGCUAUCCAUCUUCUGACUGACAAAAGGCUGAUGUUCUGGACAGAGUAUGGUGACAAGGGCCAUCCUCCCAGUGUCCACAGAGCAAGAAUCAGUGGCAAAAAGAGUAAACGCCUCAUGUCCACCGGCCUCUUCUGGCCAAAUGCCCUGGCAUCGCAAGGCGAGGAGUUGUAUGUUGGAGAUGGAGCAGGAAAGAUUUUCAUCAUGGAUUUUCAUGGUGCUAGAGUGCGGGAAUUGUCAUUCUUGAAGAGCACAGUGUUUCAUGUGUAUGGACUGGUGGUGUUUGAUCAUCUGCUAUUCUAUUCUGACUGGUAUACUAAUGGCAUACACAUGGUGGACAUGGUGACUGGAAAGCAAGAACCAGUGGCACAACACCUGUCUCGGCCCACAAGUCUCAUCAUCUAUCAUCCUGGAAACCUCACGACUAACAACCAGUGCCAGACAGAGGGUGCAAAAUGUGAUGAGAUCUGUGUGCCAGUUCCACGAUCCUAUCAUUGUAGUUGUCAUGUAGGUUCAAAACUUGCUGCUGACAACCAUACGUGCCUCAAAAUGGCAAGCCCUUGGGAAGUGACAGAUAACUCCCGAUGCCAUGACGUCUGUGAUAUGAAUGCUUAUUGUGCUCAGCUUGUGCCACAGCUGGAGUACCAGUGCGUGUGCAAGGCUGGCUAUGAGGGCAACGGCAAGUCAUGUGGAGCCUGUGGGAAGGAGUUUUACAAGCCACUUCUUGGCAAUGCCACGUGUGUGCCCUGUCCCCUCGGGUCCACAACUGGGGACUCAACCACAGCUUCCCAGUGCACAUGCAUGAAGCCUGGCCAGAAGAUGGUCAACAGCAUGUGUUUGGACAUAGUCACCACAGAGGCUACAGACAGCAUGGAACAGACCACAGAAAGUGACACUCACAGGUUUUCAGACACUGAGAAUACAGUGGAAACACCUACACAGACACUGGGUGAGACAACACAGUCUUUGGAUGGCCAGAAGUCAGGGGUCACAUUCAAAGAAGCUAGGCAGCAGACAACUGUAGGAAGGUGGAAUCAGAGAGAAGUCACUCACAUGUCGAAAGAAAAAGUGAAGACAACAGAAUCAAAUGUGGAUUAUGACCAGUAUCCUGACGGAGUCACCGUAGGAAAACCUUAUUUUGAAGCAUGCCCUCAGCUAAAAGAGGUGUAUUUGGCACCUGAUGCUAACGGCCGAGUCACACUAAAUGUUGAGACGGCACGUGAUAGCUAUGGCCGUCGUCUCCCUCUUAUCUCCACCAGCGACAUCAGUGAUGAUCGCAUUACCUUGGAAUGGGCUAAAGGCAUUCGCCAAACAGUGAUCCUUAAUGCUUUUGACAACUGGAAGCAGAGGGCAACUUGCCAGUUUGAGGUCACAUUGAUAGAUACUGUUCCACCUGCAUUCACAUCAUGUCCUGGAGAUGUUGUGAAGAAGACAGACCAGUUGUCAGACACUGUUUUUUGGCCAAAACCCAUUGCCGAAGACAACUCUUUGUUUGUAGAGGUUGCCAGCACCCAUAAAGAGGAUGAAAUGUUUGGUGUGGGAGUAACAAUGGUGAACUACACUGCAGUUGACAAGUCUGGCAACAAGGCUGUCUGCAGUUUUUCGGUCACAAUCACUCUUGAACAACGUUGCAACCUGCCAGCAAUUAUGAAUGGUUUGGUACAGUGUGAACAGGAACCUGGCAAAAAUGAACUGUGCCAUAUUGAUUGUCAGAGCAAUUAUGUUGUCAACCCAGUAAGCAUCUUCUCACGGCGCUUUAGCUGUCGAGAUGGAGGAGAAGAUAUUAUGAGGCUGACAAAAUUGUUGAAGAAGCAAGAUGCUUGCCUCUUAAAGACACCACCAACUAUUGUCCGGCAAGAGUUUAGCUUGAGUUUUGAGGGACCCUGUCAUCCCAAUGAUGCUACUCUUGUUGAAGAGCUGACUGUCAAGAUCAUUGACAAGCUGAAGGAGAAGAACUUGUGUAAGUGGGCCGACUGUGUCCAUGAUAACAUCUCCAUUCACUGUGGCCCUCCACCAGUGAAGCGCCGCAUGGGUGUCCCAGACAUAUUUGACAUGCGCUGGAAUGUGACCAUCCAAAGAAGUGAUGGAUUGAGCCGUGAUGAGGUGGAGUCAGUACUGCUCAGCAUCAAGCUAGAGCUAAUGAAGUUGGCAGCACGGCCUGUCAACCUGGGACAGCAGCAACAUAUCCAGACAGUUGCUAGCAGUGUGCGCAAUUUUCCCUUACACUGGGGAUGUCUGCCAGGGGAGAUGGAAUAUUCUGAUGGUUGUGUCCAAUGUCCUGCUGGAACUUUCUACAACACAACUGCAGCAAGAUGUCAACUGUGUCCCCAUGGUCAGUGGCAGGAUGACAUGAAAAAGCUGAGCUGUCAUCAGUGCAGUUAUGGCUACACAAAAGAAGAUGGCGCUGUCAGUGAGAAAGAAUGCAUGACAUUUCCCCUAAUUGAUGAGAUGUCCAAGUUCUUGAUCAUCACAGCCUGCACAUUUGGACUAGUCUUUCUGUGUAUGGUUAUCUUCAUGUACCUACAGUAUCAGCGCCAGCAGAGACAAGCCAAACAGCGGAUGGCCCUAAUGGCGAGCAAUUCUCAUCGCCUCCUGACACCGAAUGUCUAUGCCUGUCCUCCUAUAGUAAAGCCCCAACCAACAGACCACAUACGUCGCAGUUCACUAGACUAUAUUGGCUGUCACGACUAUGAGGACAUCGAUGGAGCUUCAACAGCAACAAAAGCAAUGCUGCAGGCUCUUAGCAAACACUCAUAUGUCAACCGCAACAAUUCUCUGUCUCGCUCCCCAUAUGCAUCACAUCGGGACUCUCUCAACUCUUUCAAGGGCACUGAUGCAUUCUUUCGCAUUCCACCUUCACCCACACAAGGGACAAAUUCAUUUCAGACUUCAGCUGAAACGCUUCCACAGUCAUCCCCAAAGGGAUCUCAUCGCUCCUUUCAAGUCACAAGCAAUGAGGCAUUUUAUGGUAAACCCCCCAUUUCACCAGGAAUCAAUAACAUCAAUACCUUCAAAGGUUCACCCAUUUCACCUUACAAGGGGCCAAGUUCUGGACAUGAAAAUGGAGCUACAAACAAGUUGUCUCCAGACUCGCCAACACGAAGUCCACUCCUGCCACGAGACUCAGAAAGUUUGUACAGAAUAGUUUCAAAGACUCAUGGACCAGACAGCCCAUAUCGCCAGACAAGAGAGUCUCCCUAUGGCAAGGUGAUGGUCACACCCUCUCCGUUUUAUCAAGAACUCCAAAAAUCCUUCCGAUCUGGUGCUAGCCCUUCCCACGAUGGAUCAUUUGGCUACCCUGGAGCAUCUUCUGAGCAUGCUGCAAGCAGAGUUCCUGAGUCUCCUAGCAGCACAGGUCCAAGGUACCCACGUGCCACCACAGACACUCAGCACUCACUGAAAAGUAUGCCAGAUUCUCCAAUUCACAGAACUCCCAUGGCAACUGCUGAUGAUCCAAGCAUGUUCAUGUCACUUGGUGACACCCUAUACAAACGACCGCCAUCACCUGUUUCCCCCAUGCCAUCAGCUAGAAUUUCCAGUGACUCUCUGCACAGAUCCCCUUCAACACCCAGGGCCUCUCCCCUGUCUUCUCGGCGUCGUUUGGAUGCUGCAUAUCGCACCCCUCCUCAAACUCGGGGUAAGCGCUCUAUCACUGAGAACAGCUGUUACGAGUAUGAGUAGACUUAACAGCUUCCUUACUGCUGACUACCACAGACUGACUUCAGCAAGGUGGUCUACUUACUACAUUAAUGGUCAGUGUUUGUCAAUCUGUGACAUUUAAAAAGGUUUGGCCAUUGAGGAUUUACCUGUGUUCAAGACCAGCAUUCACCUGCUGUGGCCCCCAAGCUGUCUAUGCUUUCAGAUGAUUACUGUUUUCCUGUCUUAUGCAACCACCAAAAAAAGUAACUGAGGAAUGCUGAUCAGAAUGGAAAUAGCAAUUUAUCAUCAUAAAUUUCCUCGUGAUGGCAGUGUGAUUUGGCAUAAUGCUGUUUUCUAGAAGUGUGAAACAAGGACUGUGGGUAAUCUGGUUUGUGUGUGCUUUGUUGCUUGAUUGAUUGGUGUCUUGGUGGUUUGUUUGAAGGUCUGCUCCUUUAAGGUAUCCCCUCAUAAGAUUCCUGAUAAUACUUUAUGAUAUUUCAGAAUAAUUUUGUUUUGUCUGUAUCUACUACUAGAACCUGUAUAUGAAAUGUUGACAGAGCCUUGAUUUGUGUCUUCUUGUAUAUAAUUGAAUUAUGAGUAAAUUUAUUUGACUUAUUAUUUUUAUCACAGUUACAGUUUUUAAUGAUAUUUUUUAUAUAUGUCAAUUUUCAAAUAAAUGAUGUCAUUAUAUUUCAUUCAUUGAAUGGACAUAUUUCAUUUUCCUUGUCUCAUCGUCUACAACCCUCUAUCUGGUUUGUCACAUCUUCCAAUGCCAAAAAAAAAACCCAUUACAUCCUACUUACAAGUUGCUUCUGAUGUGUUACAUGAUUUGUCUCAUUUCCAUCAUUUUGUGAUUUAUAAGAUUUUGAAAAAAAUGGCACAAUAUUUAUAAACUGCAUUUUAAUUCUGAGCAGGAGUAAGUCUUGGUAUUCCUACAUUUUCAUUCAGCCUGUUUUCAUAGAGGAGGUUCUCAUGGCUGUGCAGUUACCUUGUUAGAAUUGUUUCAAGAAGGAAGCAAAGCAAGAUGCAUUGUUAAGAUUGCUAAGAGGUUAAGUUGAAUGACCAUCAAGGCUAAGUAGCCACUCAGACUAAUGUCAGAUAAAGAACGUGUUCAAAAACUUGGUAAUCCUUUCACGAAAGCAAACUGCAUGGUAUACAUAGCACAUUGUGUGCACAUUGACUGUUGCAUAAGAAAGGAAAACUCUAUAUUAAGAAAAUGACUUGCAGAUAUUGCUGCAAGAUCAAGAGUUUAUUGGUGCAAAAAAAAUAACCAAGGCUGAUCAAGUUUUUCCAUUCCCCCAUCUGCAGCUAGCCAUUAAAUGAUUUUUGAUGUCCACAAGUCUCUGUACAGUUCCUUUCUUUACUCUCUCUUACAUUUAUUAAGUGUUGUUCUGUCUUGCUUGCCUUUCAUUUUGGCCUGUAAGCAACACUGGUCAUCACAUUCAUCUCUUCUGCAGCUUUCUAGUGGCUCGUUCAGAAUAAGACAAAGGAGCUUAGAUUUUGCUGUAUAGUUGUUUUUCUCACUUUUAGACUUGGGGAAGCAGAUAGCAGAGUGGCAACAGAAGUGGUGUCUGAACUGAGGUGUUCCAGUUCAAAACCCAUGAUGAAAACAAGCUGUGCUAUGGGAAAUGGGUAGCUGACUCCAUAGAGGUUUGGGGAAGGUUAGGCAGUUACUUGGAAAAGGUUAGGGGAUGAUCUUUACCAACGAUUUUAGACUUAGUCAUUGACACAUUUUUUCCAUCACUGAAAUACUGCUCUAGCAUUUCCCUUCUUUUGCAUAUUAGUGUAUAAACAUUUAAUACUUAAUUGAAGUUUACAGGGUGGUUUUGUUUUGGUUAUUUGGUGGAGUUGUGGGAAAGAUCAGUUCCAGGACUACCUAUUCAUGCAUAAAUUAACUCUUCUUGGUUUCCGAUUUUAGUUUAUAAAUAUUGCCAUCGCUAGUUACUGUUGUUAAUUUAUCAUUUGUGAAUUACUUGUCCAUAAAUAGAUCUAAGUCUGAACUGAGGGGAUAGAUUUUUAAAAAAUGAUUUGCAUUGCAUACUAAUUAUGACUAUCACGGAAGCAUAUUCUUACAGCAAGCUUUAUUUUCUGAUCAGCAUGGCUCAGUUAAUGUGCAUGGUUUGUACUAGUACUAUAAAAUGUCAGCUUUCUCCUAAUAGUUUUUUUUUAAAUCGAAGUUAAUAUUCAAUAGAUACCAACUUUUUUCAAAAAGUAAUUUGCAUGGGUCACAAAAAUAGUAUAGAAAAUGUUUGUGCAUAAAAUUUAAUCACAGUUUAUUAUUUUAUACAUAAUUAUGCAUAGACAGUGGCACGAUUUGUCAUCAUGUAAAACAAGUAUUCUUCAUAAUUGCUGUUGCUAGAGAAGCCAAAUCAAAAAUGCUUCCAAUGUGCAAUAACUUUUGUAGAUUUUUAUAAAGUUAAGAAACAUCCAACUGUCAUGGUAGCUAUGCUCAGGUAGAACACAUUUCCUUUUAUCUGUCAUAAUCACUGUAGCACAACAAUGUCAAAAGUCUUUUAUCUAUCAUAAUCAUUUUAGUGCAACAAUGUAAAAGUCUUUAAACUUAUUGACUUUUGAAUGCUCAUCAUCAUCCUUAUCACUUGAUAAAGUACAAAAAUGUUUUUGUAACUAUAAAUGUUUCAUAUAAGGUCAUCCAUUAACAUCUCCAUGAUGCUGACAUCUUCACAUUUUUGUCAUUUUCAUCAUUACAGAUAGUGAAGCAGAGACCAGAUAAGUAGCUGUAGCAUCAUUCCAUUUGUUGUUCAACUGUAUGGUAGCUGAGUUAAACUACUUGGGUGAUUACUAUGCAAAAAAAAAAAAUCAACAAAAAACUAUAAAAAAAAACAACAGACCUACCAUUUGCCUGAGUUAACUGCUGAUUUUUUUCAUUGUCAUAUCAGCAGCAGAAAUAAAUAUGCAUUGUCUAAAAUAGCCUUUUUCUAAAAUUAUCAGCCUUCAUGUCUCUUUAAAGCCUUUUGAACAUGUUUUAAAAUAUCUUUGGAUUGUUGUUGCUUGCGGCUUUUUUGACAGAAGAGCAAUAUUAUAGUUUCUUUCUUUUUGCCCCAGGAUAAAGAGCUUAAUUUUUCAUGUAGAAAUUUUAUCUGACAAGUGUAGCUGACAUUAUGACCAACUGUUUAACCUAUAUUGACUGCCCCAUACACCACUGGCUUACUCCUUGCAUUGCAAAGUAGUUUCAAAGUUUUUCCUGGAAAGAAAGUUUUGUUGCAUGAGCCUGAAUUCGAAUGUCAGAGGUAUCUGAACAUUCGGGCCCAAGACGUCAAUAUCUUCAGGAGCAAGAUAUGUCUGGGCAGCAGUGAUAAUGAUCAAAUGUGAAACAGUAGAUAAGUGCAAUGGUCGUCACAGUCGGUCUUCAAAGGAUCGAAAGAAUAUGAUGAGAGUAUUAAAGGUAUUUUGCCCAUGUGUUGACAUCUCUUCUUUGUGAUCUUUAUCAGAUUGUGCAGUCUUGUAUACCAAUGCUAACGUGGCUUUGACAAAUGUAGUCAAGACUUCUUUGAUGGGACACUUUAUGUUUACUUUUUGAAAAUCGAUAUAUUCUAUCACUUCUUCCUGUUUGUGGCUAAAGCUAUUUCCUAAUUAAUUUUUUUUUUUUUUUUACUUACCAUGCCAGAUAGUUUUGUGAAAUGUUUGUUUAAGACUGAAACUGGGUUUAUAAUCCUUAUUUCUAAAGAUCACCUUGAAUGACCAGCUGCCCACAUAAUGUGAGAGCUCUUCUUCUCAAACACUGGUGUCAGAUGUCUUAGAGGCCAUCAUUAUUUAAUGUUGGUAAUUAUUUUAAGUCUAAGCUGACUUGUGCUGAAUGGCAUGACUAAAUUGACAACAGUAUCUGUGUGUUGGCAUUAAUGUCACAUUCAAAUACAAGUGAUGAUGCUGAGCUCUACAAAUGCUUAUUAUUAUUAAGUACACUACUGCAAGGCAUUUGAUUAUGGAGGAUAUAUACUAUAAAGCCAGUCAUUUAGCUAGGCUAUAAAUAUCAUAGUUUGUUACUUUACCAGUCUUAAAAUGGUCACAAGGGUUACAAAAACGGUGAUAUUCGGUAUUUGUACAAAUACAAAAAGGUCAAGAAACAUCGUUCAUCUUUCUCACCACAAAACAUUAUGGUUGCAUUGGCAGCCAGUCUUAAAUUUUUCUGGCAGUUGCUUAGCAGCAAUGAUUAAAACUUGUUGAGAGCAUUUUCCAGUCUUCAGUAGAUACAGUGUUUAGCAUAAACAGAAGUUUAAGGGCUGCUGUUACAAGGUUGGAAAACCUGAGAAUUGAAACUUUUGAAAUCAUCUUUAGUAUUAAGCCAAAUAGUGGAGGGGUCGAAUGAAAGAUGAUAUGUGUAUCCAUCUAGAUUAUCACAGCUUAGGCAGUACAAGAGAAUGUUUAGAGAUAAUAGUGCAUCCAUCAUUUUUGUUUUUAAAGAAAAGAAAAAGUUUAGGCAGUUGCUUUAACCCUUUAAGCUGCAGUUGAUAUCCAUAUGACUUCUAAUUGUAAUGCACAACUGUUGUUGAGAUUUACAAAGGCCAGCAUUUAAUAUUGGAUCAGUGCUCACAUUUUGUGUGUACCCUGUUUGGUAUGUACGAGGUGCAUUUAUUUGUACAGUUUCUUGAUAAGUAUAUAAGCAUUUAUACAGUUUGUGUACAUUCAUUUCAGCAAGUGCACUAUAUGUGUGUAUAUAUAUAUUAAGUGUGCAACACUAAUUUUUGUGCUUCUUCAAUGCAAAAUUUUCAUCAUCUCCUGAUCCUAUACUUGAAAUUUUAAGUGUCCUGUGAGAAACUUGGACAAACAUAAAAAUUACAAGUCCAAAGUGCUGUUCAUGUUUGUCUUUAGCAAUUUAACAAUAAUCGGUAUCUGGGAUAAAGACUAAAUGUUAUCAAUUUGAAUAAGGAUAUCUUAAUCCUGAAACUUUUGGCCCUUGAUGUUUACAUUUUGCAAGUUAGAUAAAAAAUGAACCAGUUACUCUUUAUUCACGAUGACACUAGUAGCCGUGUAAGCUUUAAAAAAAAAAACCUGCUGAAUAGUUCCAUACAAAGAUGAGACUUUGGUGUACUAGUCUAUUGGUAUCACCUUUUUUUUUUUUUUUUUUUUUUAAUCAAGAAAAGACAGAAAAAGUUAUUGUUCUAAUGCAGUAUAACAUAUUUUUCCAUCAAGAUAAGGCAGUAAGAAUUACUUUUCUAAUGAUAUUCAAAACCAGUGCUUCCAUGCCAUUGUUUAAUCAAGUCUUAUUAUUACUACAUAUAUUUUAAUUCUUCAAAUCUACAAGUACAAUAAUUGAAAGCAAAGGCAAAUGCAACUCUUUUUCAAAUGACAUUUUUUUCAGUCAUAGUGUAUUUAUUUGAAAAUGUAUAUGGUAGGAACCCUUCCAUUUCCUGGAAAUAAAUUUUGCAGAAUUAAUAAUACUUUAAGCCGAUAAACUGGAGACUCUAAAAUCUUUUUAAAUACUUUGGUAUUCAAUACUCUCUGUCUUAUUAAUCCAAACUGUCAGUCUUCGCUGAGCACAUUAUGUGCUUUCUUAAUUUAGCAUAAUCUGUGGCCAAAAUGUGUGGUAUGGUUCUGUCAGCAUUUCUAUAUCCUAAGUCUAAGGAUCUAGUAUUAUGCAGCAUCCUUUCAAAUCUUAGUGCAUUAAUCUUUGGGGGAUUUUUAUGGUGUAGGGGCUGAUGGUGGCUUUGUGCAAAAAAUGUACAGAAGCAAGGCAGACUAUUUGAAGAGGAUUUUCGUAUUCACUGCAAGUUCUGGAACCUAUGCAGUGUGCACACCAAUGUGUUCAGUUAAUGACUUCAUGAGACGUGGCUGUUGAACCACCAAUUUUCAUUUAAAUUAGCCAGCAGAAAGAACUGCUUUGAAUUUCUGAUAUAGCUCUUCUUGUCUCCUUCAUUCUAAAUGUUGGAGUAUUUAAUUUUAACAUGCUUAGACAUGUUUAUUUACGAGUGUUGCUUUCUGGUUUAGAAAACAUUUCAUUGUAGUUGAAUUUUGAUGGCAAGAACCAUGCAGUUUAUUGCUUUUAUACUCAUUGGGGUUUUAUGUGAAAGUUGCAUCACUGUUUUGCUUUGCAUAGGUGAUGGGUGGAAUAUUUUAUGCAAAUUUCCAUGAACAGUACUGCAAUGUUGGUUAGUUUUCAGCUAUGUUUCUUCAGUAAACAUGGUUUAUGAAAACAGAUUAGUGUUUUCAAAUCUCUGUGAGCCUUAUCUUAAAUGAUAAUGUAGAAGAGACAACAAUAGAAAGGGAAUGUUUAUGUCUUAGCUAUUGACCUGCAGAAAAAUUUUAGCUGUUUUGUUAUCUUACUUUUUAAUAAGUCAUUAAAUAUAUGUAGUUCGCUCUUUUCUUUAUUUUAACUUUCUUAAUCAUAUGUGUUGUUUAUGUUUAAUUCUUCCUUACAGUUUGCACUUUACAAAUUUGAACCUCUUCAUUGCUCUAUAGCUCAACUGCGUCAAUACACCCAUGUUGAAUGAGUUAUAGCUCAAUUGCCUUGAUACAUCCAUAUUUUGAGUUAAGAGCCUUUUAUGUUUGUUUCUAAAUUAGCUCCUACUUCAUAAAGUAAUAAUACAGAUUUUCUCCUAAAGGCUCCUCAUGAUCAGUUGCAGUACUGUUGUUCAUGGCAUUUGUCUGUAGAUGUGCCCGUAAAAGCCAGCAAAUAAAGGUGGCCACAGCAAACUGUU
Molecule: messenger RNA, 13019 nt
Organism: Pomacea canaliculata
Lineage: Eukaryota; Metazoa; Mollusca; Gastropoda; Architaenioglossa; Ampullariidae
Exons: 29
Coding region: 193-6408 (2071 amino acids)
Source: RefSeq, a predicted model, not a curated record